Molecule: messenger RNA, 714 nt
Organism: Strongyloides ratti
Lineage: Eukaryota; Metazoa; Nematoda; Chromadorea; Rhabditida; Strongyloididae
Exons: 2
Coding region: 1-714 (237 amino acids)
Source: RefSeq, a predicted model, not a curated record
AUGGGUAUGUCAAAUUUUUAUGUAAAAACAAAUCUUUUCUUCAAAGCCGGUGGAAUAUUAAUAGAUCAAUCUACUAAAGAAGAAUUCAAGAUGACUAUACCACUUAAUUCUUUAAGACCAAGAUUUCCUGAUGAUGUAGCUGAUAGAAAAAUAAGAAUUUUUCCUUAUUGUUCACAAGAAUAUAAAUUUUCCCUUACUUAUAAACCUUCAUUUAAUAUUAAAGUUUAUCUUGAAAAAAAUGGAAUUAAAUAUAAUCUUUGUAGUAAAGGUUUAGAAAAAAAAUUUGAAACACAUUUUGUCACUGGAAUUAUUCUUAUUUUUAUUGGAAUUUUACUGGCUUUAACAACUACAAUUUUAUGUUUAAAAUCUAUGACUAAUAGUUGUAUUGAUACAAAUACAAAUUUAGGUGGCAUGAUUACAUCAACAAUUGGUAUUAUUAUUUUACCUGCUGGAGCAAUUGUUAUAUCAAACUCAUUAAAUUAUUUUUUAGAAAAUUUAAAUUUGACUAAAGAUGAAAAGAAUGCUGCUGGUCUUCCGGAGCCACGUUUUAAUAAAGAUAUGAGUGCAGGUAUAACUUUGUUAAUUAUUCAUUUCUUUGGAAAUAUUUUUAUUAUGGCAUUUGGAGCUUAUAUACGUUCUAAAGAAUUAAAAACUUUGUCACAAAAAAUUAUAGAAAUGGAAAAUAAUGAAAAAAACGUAAAUAUAAAAAUUUAA